Cordyceps militaris CM01 is the source of this 1719-nucleotide messenger RNA. Its product is annotated as tyrosinase precursor. Lineage: Eukaryota; Fungi; Ascomycota; Sordariomycetes; Hypocreales; Cordycipitaceae. Bases 1 to 1719 code for a protein of 572 amino acids. Gene Ontology annotation, molecular function: oxidoreductase activity. The transcript is spliced from 7 exons. The record is from RefSeq and is a predicted model, not a curated record.
AUGUUGGGCAACCGUCUCCUGCUCUCAGCUACGGCUGCUCUUACCUGGCUCUCCCAGGUCCAGGCUGACCAUCAUCUCAUUCUUGGCGCAGCAGUGCCCGACGGCAGCAGCGGUGUCCCUCUGCGCCUCAACGUCAAUGACUUGCAAGCCGCUGCAGGACCCCAAUGGGACCUGUACAUCCAGGCUAUCAGGGCCAUGCAAGACAUGAAGAUCGAGGACAAACUCUCGUACUUUCAAACUGCUGGUAUUCAUGGCAAGCCGUUCAUCCAGUGGGACGCGCCGGCCAACAGACGACGAAGCAACGAAUGGCUUGGCUACUGCCCGCAUGGCGAGCCCAUUUUCUUGUCGUGGCACCGCCCCUACGUCAUGCUGUUCGAAGAGCAACUGGUUCGACACGCCACCGCAAUCGCCCAACGGUACCCCGAAAGUGUGCGGCGCGAGUAUGUCGCCGCUGCCAAGAGCCUGCGCGCACCAUACUGGGACUGGGCGGCCGACAAUGCCGUUCCUCCGGCCUCGGUCCCCGAUACGCUGACCAUCAACAUCGCCAGUGAUAACGGGGUGAAGAGCGCCAACGUGCCUAACCCGCUGCAGACAUACUAUAUGCCAAGGGAUGCGUUGAAUGGCCGGUACGGUCCCUUUGACCGGGAACGUCGCCCGCAGACUCUCCGCUGCCCUGGCCAGUAUCCAGGCCGAGCCAACUACAACAUACGCCGACGCAACCUCAAGGCCAACCUGUACGCUGCUUUUAUCUAUGCGAAAAACUUCAACGAUUUCGCCGCGACGGCCAACAAUGGUGUUGGUCUGGAGCAGAUUCACAACUGGAUUCAUUAUGACGCCUCUUGCGGACAACAGUUCUGGCAGUCUGACCUCUCGGCCUUUGAUCCUCUCUUCAUGCUUCACCAUGCAAACGUCGACCGUCUAUGGGCGUAUUGGCAGUACAUCAGACCGGACCACGCCAGCUUUACCGGUCGUUACUACGGAGCAUCUCGCUAUGCCUCUCGGCAAGGGGCCACCAUCACCCCUGAGAGCCAGCUGCAGCCCUUCUUCAGAACGCAGGGCCAGAUGCACACCAGCAACACCGUGGCCAGCAUCAACGGCAUGGGCUAUUCGUACGAGGGCCUGCAUUACUGGAACAUGUCCAGCACGGACCUCAGGAGGGCGGCAACGGCUCUGAUCAACAAAAAGUACGGCAGCAACAGCUCGUUGACGACAAACGACGACAAAAAGAAGCCGUCGGAGACUGUCCUCGAGUCACGGUACUUUGUGCGAUUUGAGAUUGAUCGCGCCCAUGUCGAGCGACCCUGCACUGUCUCCGUCUUCUUCGGCGGUGUAAAGGCCGGCGAUGUGGCCGUCAUGGCCCAACCCGCCACCGGCAUCAUGAAGGGCGGAUUCCUGAUUGACGACUUUGUGCACAAGGCCGCUGUCAGGGUAUCAAAGCUCGCAUGGACAUGCGGCGGCAACGUGACUGUUGCCUGUCUUAAAAAAUGGAUCGGAAUGCGCAUAGAAAUUACCAGGCCUAACGGGACUCGCAUCCCCUGCGCAUCCAUCCCUAGCCUCAAGUGCUGCAUUGAGCAGGUUCGGUUCAUCCCUCCCAAGUCAAUUGAGGAGUUUCCUACCGUAGGUUUCUCUAGGGGAGUAUUGGACGAUGGCUUCGAUGGUCUUGACAUGGUGGGCUGGAAACUGUUCUACUGUAUUGCCACUUGCACUCUUGUCAUGUAA